This is a messenger RNA of Mycotypha africana, 150 nucleotides long. RefSeq lists its product as uncharacterized. The annotation marks the transcript as partial. The record is from RefSeq and is a predicted model, not a curated record. Lineage: Eukaryota; Fungi; Mucoromycota; Mucoromycetes; Mucorales; Mycotyphaceae. The transcript has 2 exons.
AUGUCAGAGGCCUAUGCACAACGUGACGAAGCCAUUGAUUAUUGUUUAAAACUAAUGGAUGAAGAUCUUGAAAAGAAGAAUAAGAAAUUACAGGAAGAUCCUGACGAUUUUGAUGUGAAGAACAGUAUUUUCACCCGAGAGUCAAUGGUA